UGGGAAGCCAGCCUCAUACAGCCUCGUGCAGCCUCGCCCGUUCACCCUCGCCAUCCUUCUUCCCCGCAUACCUAAUCUUGUUGCAUCCGCCGAGAACGAGCCCCAAGACCGCGUUUAGCCGCCUCCGCACUGCACCUCACGGCACGCCACGGCACAGCAAUCAACAAUCAACAAUUUAAACCUCGCCUUCAUUAAGUCUCUACAGUCUGACAGUUUCAGACACCGUACUAUCAAGUUGAGAAAGCGGUCGGAGGAAAACUGUCUCCUGAAAGGGGUGUUACGACGACCGCUUGCAUGAAUACCUAAUAGCUGUCCAUCCAAACACCAUGAAUCCGCUCGUAUCCCGCCUCCCUCAUUGCCUGCGGACGGGGAAUCGAAGCCGACCUUCACCUUCGUUACAGCUUAACACAUGCUGGGGCACUGGCAGCCGCACCUCCAAAUGCAAUAAUCGCACGUUCACCACCUCUCGCCGCCGCGCCGCCGACCAUGUGAGAAUAGUCGAAGUCGGGCCCAGAGACGGUCUGCAGAAUGAAAAGAGCUCGAUCCCACUGGACACCAAGCUGGAACUUGUUCGGCGGCUGGCGCAGACGGGCGUCACGCAUUUGGAGGCGGGGUCGUUUGUGCCGGCGAAAUGGGUGCCACAGAUGGCAUCAACAACCGAGAUCUUCGAGCGAUUACUCACCGACCCUCCACCAGCGCCUCACGGCAUCGCAUACAACUACCUCGUGCCGAACAUUCGAGGCAUGGAGAACAUGAUCAAGAUUCUCCAGGAGAAAAAGGGACAAACACAAACACAAGGUCCAACAUCAGGACUCAAUACGCCUCCGGAAUCACGGCCGUCCACCCCGUCGCCUUCUUCAGCCACGAACCCAGACGAACUGUCCUCGUCCUCCGAUACCAACACAAGCAGUACACAAAACUCGACCGAAAUCUCCCUAUUCGCCGCGGCCACCGAGACAUUCUCCCAAAAAAACACCAACUGCAGCAUCUCCGAGUCCUUGAACCGAUGCAGACCCAUUCUAGAUCUCGCCAAACAACACAACAUCCGCGUACGGGGAUACGUAUCCGUCGCACUGGGCUGUCCGUACGAAGGACCGGACGUGGAUCCUCACAAAGUCGCCGAAAUUACGGCAUCGUUGCUCGAAAUGGGAUGUGAUGAGGUCUCCGUCGCCGACACUACCGGCAUGGGCACCGCGCCCCGGACGCUCAAAUUGCUCGAAACACUAAAGGAUGCGGGGAUCCUGAGUGAGGAUCUGGCUUUGCAUUUCCACGACACUUAUGGUAUGGCUUUGGUGAAUACCGCCGUGGCACUGGAGCAUGGUAUUAGGAUUUUUGAUAGUUCCGUCGGUGGGUUGGGUGGGUGUCCUUAUUCGAAGGGCGCUACGGGGAAUGUCGCUACUGAGGAUCUGUUGCAUCUGCUGCAUAGUCUAGGCUGUGAAACGGGUGUCGAUAUGAUUAAAAUGGCGGAGAUUGGUCAGUGGAUCACUGAGAAGUUGGGAAGGCCUAAUGAUUCGAGGGCUGGAAAGGCUGUGCUGGCGAGGUUGAAAGAUGCCUCAUAGUGCUAGUAAGUCUGUAUAUAUAUGCAUCUGAGAAAUUCAAGGCUGUAUCAUAACAUCUCGAAAUAAAAUGAAAUAUAAAAUAACUCUUACGAACGUCGGA
Molecule: messenger RNA, 1659 nt
Organism: Exophiala dermatitidis NIH/UT8656
Lineage: Eukaryota; Fungi; Ascomycota; Eurotiomycetes; Chaetothyriales; Herpotrichiellaceae
Product: hydroxymethylglutaryl-CoA lyase
Exons: 2
Coding region: 327-1559 (410 amino acids)
Biological process (GO): ketone body biosynthetic process; L-leucine catabolic process
Molecular function (GO): hydroxymethylglutaryl-CoA lyase activity
Source: RefSeq, a predicted model, not a curated record